Molecule: messenger RNA, 423 nt
Organism: Cephus cinctus (wheat stem sawfly)
Lineage: Eukaryota; Metazoa; Arthropoda; Insecta; Hymenoptera; Cephidae
Product: transmembrane and TPR repeat-containing protein 4-like
Exons: 1
Coding region: 112-423 (103 amino acids)
Biological process (GO): protein O-linked glycosylation via mannose
Molecular function (GO): mannosyltransferase activity
Source: RefSeq, a predicted model, not a curated record
UCUCGUGCCUCCGUCGACGAUAAUAAUAAUAAUCAGCUGAACGCCGUCGUAGCUGUCAAAGUGAUCCCUCAUAUAUAUAUAUAUAUAUAUAUAUAUAUUCUGAAGAGAAAGAUGAGACGCAGGAAUAAUAUUUGUUCCUGUCAAAAACGAACGCCCAGGACUUCCUGCAGUGAAAACGGGACCAACGAUCCUCCAGGAUGGUGCGUUUACGCUGCCGUCGCCCUGGUCGCUGUUGGAUGCUACCUGAAUGCCCUUGGAAGUGAUUUCGUCCACGACGACAUACCGGCCGUCGUCAGGAACAAGGACGUCAUCGCCCAGAGUCCAGUGACCAAUAUACUCGAAGAUGACUUCUGGGGGACGCCUAUGCAGGACGUUAACAGCCACAAGAGCUACAGGCCUCUGACGACGUUCACCUUCCGGUGA